This is a messenger RNA of Dictyostelium discoideum AX4, 492 nucleotides long. RefSeq lists its product as hypothetical. The record is from RefSeq and is a predicted model, not a curated record. Bases 1 to 492 code for a protein of 163 amino acids. Lineage: Eukaryota; Evosea; Eumycetozoa; Dictyosteliales; Dictyosteliaceae. The transcript is spliced from 3 exons.
AUGAUGGUCCCAUAUAGAUUUCUCAAUAUUGUCAAUGGUCUCAUUAAAUCUAGCAAUGAGGCAGCAAUGAAAGACGUUGUUUAUGAAUUAGUUGAUGAUGAUGAAAAGGUAGGAGGUUUUAAAAUUUAUUUAAUUGUAGAAUCAACUGCAUGGAACAAGGCAAUCCGUAUUUAUAACUCUGAUCAUGUUGAUUCUGGUUUAGAUUAUUGUGAGGUUAAAGCAGGUGAUUCAACAGGUAAACCAGCAACCUCUGAUCCAAAAUACAAAGUAGAUUCUGAAAGAAUCAACUGGCCAAAGAAUGAUGAUCCAGUUAGAUUAUGUUUCAUGAAACCAGGUGCUUUUGGUGUUUGGACUACUGUUUACGAUAUUAACAUUCCAAAAGAAGAUCGUACCAAAUUUGGUGGUAAAGCUCUCUACAUUUACUGGAGUAAUGAUGGUACUAAACUCUUCUCUGAACCAGCCAACAGAUUAAAGAAGGGAAAACUUUAUUAA